GCAAUUCUCAUUCCUGGUUUUUUUUUUUCAGAAUGAAGGCUUUCCUUGCCAUUGCCGUCCUCGCCCUCGUGCUUGGCGUCGCCUCUGCUGCCCCCAACCACAAGCUGACCCGCAAGGUCCAGUCACCCGAUGCCAACCUCUGCCCCGUUUGCGUCGAGUUUGCUGGCGAUGCUCUGAACGAACUGAUCAACAUUGUCUUGAACGUCGGCGUUAUUGGCAGCUGCGGCGAGGUCUGCGGCCUGCUCACCAACCGCACCCACAGCCGCGCUGAGGGCCUCGUCUGCGACCUGCUCUGCGACUACGUUGGCAUCACCGAAUUCAUCAAGGCCAUCGAGAAGGCCGACCUCGACCCCAUCUACUACUGCGAGCUCCUCAACACUUGCGCCAUCAACGACAACGGCGAUGCCACCAUCCGCUCGUUCACCACCUCCCCCGUCUCGGGCCCCCAGGGCACCACCUUCACCUUCGAUCUUGACUGGUCCACCAUCAACGGCACCGGCACUGGCGAGAUUAUCCUUGUUGUCCAGACUGUUGACGGUCUCCAGCUCGGCGACUCGUCCCUUCUUGAGGCCACCGCCCCCGGCGAGUACGUUAAGCGCUGGCAAGUCGAUGCCAAGCCCGACCCCGACUGCGACCCCACCCAGGACGAGUGCGAGGAGUGGCUCCCCGGCCAGUACAUUGUCCAGAUGGCCAUCUGCAACGGCGAGUGCGGCAGCAAGCACCCCCACUCGAUGGUCUUUGCCCAGGCCCAGUCUUCCUUCACCCUCGUCUAAGCUUUUGUGAUUGGAGGGGCGUGCCUGUCCACCUGUUGAUUGGGGCGUACGCGUCUCUUUCUCUGUCGAGCCAAACAAAUUAAAGCGGGGCUUGGUCGCAACGCGAUUUUUGCGUUUCUAGUUUUUGAUUUGUUUUUGGGUUUUCUGGAGAUGCCGUGCGCUCCUGUCUUGUUGUGCUGCUGCACCCCCCUGUGAUCCAAAUUGAACGAGUUGAUUGCAAGGACCCCCCCCCCCUGUGUGUUUUUAAUAACUUUGCCAGCACAA
Molecule: messenger RNA, 1037 nt
Organism: Capsaspora owczarzaki ATCC 30864
Lineage: Eukaryota; Filasterea; Ministeriida; Capsasporidae
Product: countin2
Exons: 4
Coding region: 33-773 (246 amino acids)
Source: RefSeq, a predicted model, not a curated record